Gadus macrocephalus (Pacific cod) is the source of this 4211-nucleotide messenger RNA. It is a transcript of the gene mlec, whose product is annotated as malectin. The transcript has 6 exons. Lineage: Eukaryota; Metazoa; Chordata; Actinopteri; Gadiformes; Gadidae. Bases 246 to 1121 code for a protein of 291 amino acids. Gene Ontology annotation, molecular function: carbohydrate binding. The record is from RefSeq and is a predicted model, not a curated record. Gene Ontology annotation, cellular component: membrane.
GUAGCACUGCCCCUUCCCCGCUGUAGCUAGAAGCUAGCUAAUGGUUGAAUGCACAUUGAAUGAAAGUCAACGUCAGUUUAUUACAGUGAGACGACCAGCGACCAAAUAAGAUCUGCAAAUUGAGUCAUCGUAGGCUAUACGCCGUAGGUAGCUAGCGAGUCUGUUUUUAUAAGAGAUACGAUUACAAAUUGCAAAAUAUAGGCUGACUCCAGUUUUGAAAACGAAGGUAAAGGACCAAGCUCCGCAUGGCCACGCAGCGAGCCACGGCGCCCUGGGCUGCCUGGCUGGGGACCGCGGUGCUGUCGCUGCUAUUGUACCGGUGUUGGGCUGACGGUGGGGGGCCCAGCCUCGCCGAGCGAGUUAUAUGGGCAGUGAACGCUGGAGGGGAAGCGCACACAGACAUGCACGGCAUCCAUUUCAAAAAGGAUCCCCUGGAAGGGAAACUCGGAAAAGCCUCUGAUUACGGCGUGCGCCUGCCUAUCCUGCGCUCGAGUCCAGAGGACCAGGUUCUAUAUCAGACGGAGCGCUACAACGAGGACACUUUCGGCUACGAGGUGCCCAUCCGAGAAGAAGGGGACUACAUAUUAGUCAUGAAGUAUGCAGAGGUCUACUUUGCUCAGUCUCAGCAAAAGGUGUUUGACGUGCGUCUCAACGGCCACGUGGUGGUAAAAGAUCUGGAUAUCUUUGAGCGUGUGGGUCACAGUACAGCCCACGACGAAAUAGUCCCCUUCUCCAUCCGCCGGGGCAAGCUGAGCGUGCAGGGAGAGGUUUCCACCUUCAAUGGCAAGCUCAACGUGGAGUUUGUUAAGGGUUAUUACGACAACCCCAAAGUCUGCGCUCUCUACGUCAUGAAGGGAACACUAGAAGAUGUACCGAAGCUCCAGCCCCACCCGGGCUUGGAGAAACGCGAGGUGUUGGUGGAGGAGGAGGAAGAGGAGGAAGACCCUGAGGUAGGGGAGGAGAGCGGCAAGAAGAGCACCUCCGCGGCGCCCAAGAACCGCGUCCAAUCAGGGCCCCGGACACCCAACCCCUAUGCCGCCGACAACAGCAGCCUCAUGUUCCCCAUCCUCGUGGCGUUUGGCGUGUUCAUCCCCACACUGUUCUGCCUCUGUCGGCUCUGAGCGUCUGGCAACCAGAGGAGGAGAGGUGGCGGAGAGGGUGCUAGGGCAGGGGUCUAAACGGACAAUAAAUGGAAUAGCGAGAGAGACGGACGGAGUGAGUGAGGGGGACAGAGAGAGACGUCAUGGGAUGAGUUGAAGAUGACAUUACUGCUACAAAAGCAUACAUACAGGAGAUGGAGGCAGGAGGACGGUGUUUGUUCUCAAUUGUUUUGUUUUUUAAAUAUGGUGAAGGUGCAAACCAGUUACCAGGGUGUGUUUCUUUUUUGGUUUUGCAAGAGAACUGUAAGGGGAGGCGGUUACCAUGGGAUUUUACUGUUGAAUGUGUAGGUGCUGGGGCGAUCGUGUGAUUGUGUUCAACAUCCAUUGGCGCUGGCCCUGAACAAACUUACUUGCAUCCUUUUCACCAACACAAGACGUGGCAAGAUCUCGAGUUAAUCUGUCUUAAGUUGAACACCACAUGUUUUCUUGAGUUGUACAAAACAUGGGUUACGGUUGUGGACCUAUGUUCUAGUGCAGGGUUUAGUAACUCAAACAUUGGACACUUGCUCUGCAUAAGUUUCAACCCACACUCACUGAACUCAAACUUCUAAAGGAGAACUAAUUGGGUGUUUUAACAGUAAGCAUGAGAAUACAGUGGCCAUUUGAUGCUGUUCAUAUUUCAUUUGUGAAUGAUUUUGGCUCUCUGUAGUGUGCUACUGAUUAUAACUGUGUACAAUCACAUUGGCCAGUAUCCUUCCCCACAUCUCUUAGUUGUUAUUCAUGGAGUCUAUAGUCCCUGUCAUCUUUUUUACAAGAUUUAUGCUUUUACAAACAUAAAACAGUUGGGCAUCAAAAAUCAGUUCAGUCCUUGACAAACAAAAUUUGAGUCCAGUUCUAAAUUUUUUUUAUUAUUUUAGAUGGAGCUAUAAACUAUGAAGUUAUAAAAAGAAGUUGCAUUCACUUUUCUUUUUAGGGCAAUCGUUAUUCAGGUCCCUUAAUCGCAGUGGAUGAUUGGCCAUAUUUUCAUUGAUGUUUGAAUGGAUUACGUUGCCAUUACUGUCCUUACCUUCACAUUGCAUUAACUCUGAGUGCUACAUGGACACUGCCUUGUUUUGCUGAUAAGCACACGCCUUCCAUUUGUUUCACCAAAGAAACAUUUCUGUUAUUUAAUGGAGGAAUUGUUUAGCAUUCAGUCCCCCCAAACCAGAUCAAGGUGUGCGAGUGGAAUCCCAGGAUGAGCAUGCUUAGAUGUAUGCUGUUUUAUUAUUUAUAGAAGAAUCGAUCUAAAUGAAAAUGAGCUGCUCGCCAGUCUUAAAACAAUGUUGCCAAGCUUUUGUAAUUGUAGUCUUAAAAUUGUUUUGUCUUUCUUUUCGUUUGGCGUUGUGGAAAUGGACAGUGGAUCUGAGUUGUGGACAUGACGGUGCUGAUCACGGCUAUGAACUGAACACAAUUAUUUAUUUAGGGACUGGUGGCGCAGCGAUUAGCAUUGUUGCCUCGCUGGCAGGACGUCCGGGGUUCGAAUCUGACUGCAGGCUGUUCUGCCUGCGUUAAUUUUGGGUUGCUCUGAGUGCUCCUGGUUACCGUGUCCAGUCCAGGGCCCUUGGCAGGCCGCAGGCCCCCGAGCAGCCAUCAGGGCCCCAUCUUUCACCACAGCUGAAACAGGGCUAUCUGAAAUGAAUAAGUAUGUGCUUUGAUAGACCCAACAGCGUCUAACAAGGUAUGGUGAACAUCAUCCACUGUUGGGCCAUGCUUCCUUUUUAUACAUCAAAAUGUAUCCCAUUGAAAUAAGUUGCGGGGUAUGUUUUGUUUUAACGGUGAGGUAUAGGGGUAAAAAACUGAAUUAUUCAAAACCAAAACGUUAGCAUUCGUUAGGUUGACUUAUUUUUAAUUUUUCAUUACUCUUGCUUUAAGCUUUUUUUUUUGUUGCCUGUGAGGUGUGCACUGAAAGCAUGUGUAUCGUGUGCGCUUUGGGAGACGGCUCAGCUGUGGAGUGACUCGGGAUCCUCUGUGGGUUCUGAGCACGAGCCGGGUCGCCGUUGCUUCUGGGUGCUGUCAGAAUCUCAGUCCACUUGAAUGGACCCUGGAAACAGACGAAAGCCUUUACCGUGUCGGCCUCUUUCUGGUAGAUUUGGUAGCAGGCCACCUCCUCACCCUCACCGUGGGUCAUGUCUGCACACACUCGGCCCCUGGACGGCGACGGCCCCCUUUGGUUCUUCUUCCGUAACUGAAGGCAGGUUUUUCUCCCGCUCCGUUGGCGAACAGUGGUUUUUAUGUAUCACAUUACUUCCAUUAAGUGCUAAGCUCUUCACCAAGGAGGAUGAAUGUUGUAACUUAGCCUGUAAUACCUUUCCGGUCUUCAAAACCCCCAAGACUGUUCUCCUAUUGGUUUGGCUCUUCGUUGACAAACGGUCCAGGUCCUAAGUAUUCCCCUCAAAUCCCCCCCUCCCUGUUUAUUGCUGCCACAAAAAUAGUAGUUUUCCAUGUCGGUUCGUUAUUGGCGUUUUGUUUUCUUGUUUUUAAGAUAUACCUAAUGCGAGCACCUUUUUUCUUUCCCUUAAAGGUCGCAAGAAGUUAAUUUAAUUCAGCACCAAAGUCACCACUUUGUUUAAUAAAUCAAAUCUUUCUACACGGUUGCUUGUGUAUAUAAGGUACAAAAUUAUUAUUUUUAUAGCGUAACAGUAGUCACCCUUUUUUUCUGUUUAAUAAAAAAAUGAUGUUACUCUUUUCCAUUAUUUGUUUUUCUGUCAUGUUAAAACAUACAUGAGGCCUUUUUGCUGAAGUAGAAGUAUUGUUGGUACGAAAUAAAUCGUGCAAAAAAUGACCAGAUGGUCGAAACUCAAAAGAAAAGUAAAAUAUUUGAAUUUUCCGAUUUAGUAUGUUUUAAAUGUAAAUUUUAUCAAAAGCGGGGCUAGUCUGGAGAGAUGUUGAUUCAUGCUCAGAUUUAUAUGUUUUGAAUUGUUUCCUCAGGAUCUUUAAUUUGUUUUUAUUUGUUUAACUUUUUAUUGGUGUUGUUUUGCACUGCCUCGUUUAUGUUCAGAUCACGUGUCAUUCUGUGUAUGUUUUUUUUUCCUUUGUUGCCUUGAUUAUUGAAUACAUUGUGCUUUGCCACCA